UAUUGAACAAUAUGGUAUAACGAAUUAUUUAAGCCCUUACAACAUUUUAAAAAAUUCAUCAAAGUCACGUUACCGAUGACGUCAAAAAGUGUAUGUUUCCUAGACUCAAAACCAUUGUAACUUCUUAAGUAUACGUCUGACUUCAAUAUCAAUGCUAGAUUCGAGCUCGCCUGAAGGAAAGCUUUUCAAUGAUAUAUACACAUCAGUAAUUUGACGAUGUCAGCAAUUUUGAAUGAUGACGUCAUCACUUUCAAAAUGGCCGUCGAGCAGUAAAUUUUAAGACAAAAGCUCUGAUCUAAUCAACUGCAUUUCUGGAUCGUUUUGUGGCAAUGUUUUGUCAGAUAAUCAUUCUGCAUCACUCAAAUUAACGUUUAAAUUCUUGAAUUGCCCCCCUCCCCCUCGAAAAAGCCCUCACCCUAGAACUACAAAUUGUCAAUAAGCCCCCCUCGAAAAAGCCCCCACUGCUACCAUAAAUUCUCAAAUGGGACCCCUCAAUUUGAUGAUUUUUGCCAUCGGAGGUUGCCUACAGAAUUUUAUUGAAUUAUCACAACAAUUCAUACGUUUGGUAGUAAUUAAUUAAAUGCUCAUAAAGAAAUUCCUAUUGAAAUAAAUGACGUCUUUUACUAAUGUCUUCUUAAUGUCUGCAAUAAUUUUAUAACCCCCUCGUAUUAGCCCCCCUCCCUUUGCAUAAGCCCCCAUCCAAAAAUUUAAGAAAUGAAUAAGCCCCCAGGGGGCUAAUUCGAGGAUUUACGGUAUAUAUUUGUCUCAAAUCCAUUUACCGCCAAAAUCCUCCGACGAACUGAAGUCAUAAACUUCCCGUUCACUCUCUAGUUCAUCAGAAAGUUCAGUGCUACUUAGAUCAGAGUCUACCUGGUCUGUUGUUUCCUUGUAUUCGUUACUAGCACUGAAUUCGUCGACACUACGGGCCUAUUUCGGUACCUCUGUUCAUCUCUUGCAUUUCUUUGUGCAGGGAGAUUUUCACUGCCACUUUCGACAUCUGCCCCAACGCUUUCUGAAAGUCGGCUCUUGUUUUUCCGUCUUGACUUCAAAGAAGGGGGCACGUGAAGCAAAAAGAUUUCAAGGAAGACUCUUCAGAAGACCUUUCCAGCCACAACUUUCUAAAGAAAGUCUUGUCGGAUGGUUCUACGCAACGCAACCAGCAGUAGGCUAUCUUCUAGGAAUGUGAAUCAGAAGGGAGUUAAAUGUUACUUUCAUUUUGGUAUAAAUUUUUAGUCUUGUUUCCACAUAGCUUCUCUUGACCUUGCCAGAAUACAUUACCAUUUGAACAAACUUCUGAAAAUCUUCUAUAUCGCUAUCACUAACCACUUUUUCUUCUCCAAGGCUGUCAAGCAGUUCAAGGUAUCGCGGGCUCUUGAUGACUGUCUUCAGCAACCUUACCUUUCCUAUGUUGCGGAAAUAGGAUUUAGAAUUACACCCAGAUAAAGCAUGUAAAGCCUGUAGAUUAAGGCAAACAUCUCUUCCGAAAUGGGAACCAUUUGCGUUUUACAUGGAGAAAAGCAAAAGCCCAAUGUGUCUUCCAAAAUCAGUCUUAUAAAAUCAAUUUGCUUCUAAUUUCGAUACAGGAGCUCGUGGCAUUUAUAUCCUUGCAACAUGCUUUGGUAGUACACUUGUAAAUGACCUCUUGGCCCUGGUUCACCAACUUAUACCCAGCUUGAGGAGCAACAAAUUUGAUGAGGCUGUGCAUCCGCGCUCGGUACGUUGGCAUCGGCUUGAUGGAGCGAACUGCUGCCACUCCGUCUACUAUCCAAACGGCAGACUUCGGAGGCAUGUCUUUGAUCCAUUGCCACUCUUCGAGCAAGGGUCGUUGCAAAGUUACUUUGUCUGACUGACACAAAGUUAAACCAGCUUUAGCGAUAGCAAUUGAAAGAGGAACGGUUGUCAUUCAUGGGAUGAGUGAAUGCCUCUUGCAGACUUCCUGCCUUCAAAAUGAGUAGUUAAAGGCCUGUUUUUGUGUUCCUUGGCCACGGUAGGUGUCCUCUUGACCUUUUCCAGAUCUGUCUUCAGCUUUGUUUUUUUGAUCGGCGUGAAGAAUUAAACGCUACAAUUAAUCAGGCGAUCAUUUGUGAAGCGAUGCAUAUUCUCUUCUCCUAUGAUCGACGCUGCAAGGAGGUCAGUAGAACUUUAUUGAUCAAAUUCUUCACCAGUUAAAGUCGAUUUCGCAGGUGUAACAGAAAACCGAUUGGUGCCAUAGCUUUGAAGAGUUCUCUAAGGCUAUCAUUAUGCUUCUGAAGGAGCUUUGUCCCACCUGGAAUGCUGUACUUGUGAAUUGAUGAUGACUUUACAAAAAAGUAUUGCUUCAGAGCCUCUCUAAACUUGCUAUGAAUGUGGGACGUAGCAAUCCAAGUGUUAACCGCAUUAACGUUUGCUGAAGCCAGACCUGUAUGGACCUGCAGUCACUUAAACUUCUUGAUUAAAUAGCUCUGUAUGUAAAUCGCAAUGAAUUGCAGAUAAUUUGUUUUGAAAUUUCUGCCAAAUUCUUAUUUGUUCCAAUCUUGGAAUGCUGUAGUUUGUUCACCGUCACCCUGUAAUGAUUGAAGUGCAAUGGAGAAGCAGAUGUUGGUAUGUCCAGUAGCGGGCAUAGUUGAUGUGAUUCAAUGCAAAUGUAAGCAGAAUCAUAUUUCGCACUGCUUGCAAAAGUAGCUUAGUGUUGCUUCUCUGCACAGCUGCUACCAUGCUCAACAAAGCAGACAAAUCCUCCAGCUUGGCGAUUUCAAGACACUUUUCAGUUUUUUGACGAUUUUCAAGAAUCAACAGUUUUUGCAUCAAUCUGUCAAUGCUUAUGGGCAUUGACUGUGUGUGUUUUUUUGGAAAAGACGUUGGCGAACCCAUGAGUUGAUGAAAGCAACCCAUCAGCACCUUGAUCCAACUAUACAAGUCAGCAUUCGUUCACAUAAUUUGGUUCAUCUUUGCCUUCCCCAUUUCAUCCGCAUGAACAAAAACAUGAAAUAUAUUAAGAUCAUAUCUAAGAAAAAAUCAAGGUAUAUUCCUUGCAUACUGGAUAGACAGGCACCUUAUAAGUGAUUGGCAAGCAAAAGAAAGGCUUUAAAGUAUAAAAACCAUAUAAUAACUGUUUCCUCCUGUCUCCUGGCAAUGCCAAUAAUAUAAGCCCUUGGCCUUUGUGCAAAGCUCGGUUUCGUACCGACGGCUUCAGGUCCGGUCUUCGGGAACAAUUAUUUUAGGUUUAAUUAAUAAAUUAAAAGAAUAAUAAUGAAAAACUGUGGAUGGCGAAGGAGCAGCUUUUUCUCCGUUAUAAGAAAGUAUCAAGCAAAAUCAUGCAUGAUGUCAAAUUGCGAUAAUGCCAAAUUGUGCCUAGCAAAUUCAGAGUCAGCUCACUUAUCGACGGCCAUUUUGAAAGUGAUGACGUCAUCAUUCAAAAUUGCUGACAUCGUUAAAUUACUGAUGUGUGUAUAUCAUUGAAAAGCUUUCCUUCAGGCAAGCUCGAAUCUAGCAUUGAUAUUGAAGUCAGACGUAUACUUAAGAAGUUACAAUGGUUUUGAGUCUAGGAAACAUACACUUUUUGACGUCAUCGGUAACGUGACUUUGAUGAAUUUUUUAAAAUGUUGUAAGGGCUUAAAUAAUUCGUUAUACCAUAUUGUUCCAUAAUCAGCCGAGAAAACAAAGGUUAGGCAAUGCGGUCGAUGGUUCAGAGGAAUGCCCUGCCUACCCUCUUCUAUCCUUCUCACUUACCAAACCUUCCUCGCCAUCUUAUUACCUUGAAAAGUUGGCUGCGUUGUGAGGUUUCUUGUGGCAUACAAGAAGCAACGCUUUGAAGCCUGUUUCUGAAUGCUAAAUGAGAUUCCACCCAACAGUUUCCACCCAUUUCCAGGGUUGAUCGAUCGUGGACCGUGUUUGUUACUCAGUAUGGAGCGGGCUGUCACUCCAUGUCGUUGACAUUUUUAAUCGCUGUAGUAUUUACUUUAGGAAACGAGUCGAAGCAGAGUAGCCUCGAAUCACGUGACGAGGACACCACUCCUAUUGCCGAUGAAAUGAAAAAUCGCAGCAAAGGUACGGAGCCUGGAGAAUCAAUAGCACGAAGCAACAGCAACAACUCUAUCAGUCCCACUAGCAGCAGUUUAGACUCUAGCCAAACACCGGACGUAAUGAUGCUCGACAACGAAGUAAAGAAACCCAAAAAGAAGAAAGGCUCGAAAAGGAAGAAAAAACCAGACGAAAUGCUGCAAUGUAUAAUUUGCGGUCGAACAGGGUUAAGUUCGGAGUUUUGCGCGUCGGGCCGAUUUUGCAGUCAGAGGUGCGUAGGAGCAUACGCAAGCAAAUGCAGAGCUGAUACACUGGCCGCAGCGGCUGCCGGAGGAGAGGUUUUGGAGCAAAAGAAACGGAGACGUCAUAAGAAAGAUGGCGGCAAGAAGGGAGGGAAAGGAAUGAAGCGUAAAAACUAUUUGUUUGAAAAGGAAUUUCAUGGCAUAUCAUCUCCAAUGCUGCCUUUGAUAGGCCCUGAAGAUGUCAAAAACAAAAAGGCCAAGCUUUCUCUUACGGAUGAUGCACAUUUCUUUUACAGUGCAG
This is a messenger RNA of Rhopilema esculentum, 4542 nucleotides long. The record is from RefSeq and is a predicted model, not a curated record. NCBI's taxonomy places the organism in Eukaryota, Metazoa, Cnidaria, Scyphozoa, Rhizostomeae, Rhizostomatidae.